Messenger RNA from Helianthus annuus (common sunflower), 972 nucleotides. Its product is annotated as ADP-ribosylation factor-like protein 8a. Lineage: Eukaryota; Viridiplantae; Streptophyta; Magnoliopsida; Asterales; Asteraceae. Gene Ontology annotation, molecular function: GTPase activity; GTP binding. Bases 271 to 825 code for a protein of 184 amino acids. The transcript has 6 exons. The record is from RefSeq and is a predicted model, not a curated record. Gene Ontology annotation, biological process: protein transport.
UGAGAACACAAAAGAGUUACCGGCACCAAUCAUUUUGGAUGAAACCACAUCCGUCGAUAACAAAUCGCAGUGAAAUCAAUCAAUUCUUUGUUUCCGCAUUCCCAAUUUCAAAACCGGAUUCCCUUAAUUUCGAUUCAACAUUCUUUGGAUACAGAGAAAGGAGAAACAUACAUAACUCUUCAUUACCAAUCAAACCCAUCUCUUCCAAUCAACAGAUCUCAUAAUAUUUUAUUCCAAUUCAUUUUCUUUCAAUUUUUUGUUCGAAUCGUUAUGGGCAUAUGGGAAGUUUUCCUCAAUUGGCUGCGAAGCCUCUUUUUUAAGCAAGAAAUGGAGCUUUCUUUGAUUGGUCUUCAGAAUGCUGGCAAAACUUCACUUGUUAAUGUUGUUGCUACCGGUGGAUACAGUGAAGACAUGAUCCCGACAGUGGGAUUCAAUAUGCGCAAGGUCACCAAAGGAAAUGUAACGAUAAAGCUAUGGGAUCUUGGAGGUCAACCGCGUUUUCGCAGCAUGUGGGAGCGAUACUGCCGAGCAGUUUCAGCCAUUGUUUACGUUGUGGACGCUGCAGAUCAUGAUAACUUGAGCAUCUCAAAGGGUGAACUUCAUGACCUUCUGAGCAAACCAGCGUUGACCGGUAUUCCUUUGCUCGUUUUGGGCAACAAAAUUGACAAAGCCGGGGCCCUCUCUAAGCAAGCUUUGACCGAUCAAAUGGAUUUGAAGUCUAUCGAAGAUAGAGAAGUGUGUUGCUUUAUGAUCUCGUGCAAGAACUCGACAAACAUUGAUUCGGUCAUCAAUUGGCUUGUGAAGCAUUCGAAAUCGCAAAGUUAAGAACAUGACCGAACCAAAUUAGCAAGAACCAUGAUCGCCAUUUUUGUGUGCUUAUUCUUUUUGUCGAGUUUGUCAAACUUUAUGCAGACUAUAGGGCUGUUUCGAGUGAAUUUCCAUAUUGUUUUGUGUCAUGCAUUUUUUCUGCUU